CGCCUCCAGCGGUGAUGAGCGGAAUGACUCCAUCUCCAUCCGCUCAGAGCGAGAAGAAGCGCUUCUCCUGCGGCUGAAGUUCAGAAGCCCGGAGAACCACCUGAAUCUCCCGAAGAUCCGCUGAAAUAGACGACAAUACCGGCCAACUCUACGAAAUCUCAUCUUCUGUGGUCAGGAAAGUCAGUGGCAUUUAGAGAGGAUGGUUUUCUCUCAUGAAGAUGCACAAUCAGGUGAGAGGAGGGCACUUCGUUCUAAGGGGUUGCCCUCGCCAGCUCUUUGCUGUGCUUGUGGGCUCUGCAUCAUGCUGGCGGGCAUUAACAUCACCCUAGUGGGUGCUCUCGCUUUUACCAAACUCCUGCCCUUAAACAACCCUCCCAUUAUCAUCGGGCCCAUCCUCCUCCUAGUGGCCUUUUCAUUCUUUGGAGCGUGUUGCAUCUGCAGUCGACGACCCAUCAGACAAAGCUCUCACAUGUCUGCUGGACGGGACCAUUGGCCAUUGAUGAGGAUGGGCAGAGCAGUGUUCGAGAUGGAGACCAGUGAGCCCACCCUACAGGACACCACAGCCAUUCAGCUCAGUCCAACACACUCUCCAAACUCCUCCACCAACUGCAGCCCCACCAACCUUCCUGGAGACCUGCCCUCAUAGUUUGGAUAUCAAACUGCGAAUUUGCAAAUGUCAGUUAUCAUAUCACGGUCUUAAAAUGAGACGUUUAUUAGUGUGAAUAAGCAGACAUUUGUUAGACCACUUGGAUGAAUUAUUUGAG
Carassius gibelio (silver crucian carp) is the source of this 764-nucleotide messenger RNA. Its product is annotated as transmembrane protein 275-like. The transcript is spliced from 2 exons. Bases 200 to 646 code for a protein of 148 amino acids. The record is from RefSeq and is a predicted model, not a curated record. NCBI's taxonomy places the organism in Eukaryota, Metazoa, Chordata, Actinopteri, Cypriniformes, Cyprinidae.